AUGGCCUGGGAUCAAGCUGCGAAAAUUGAAUUCAACUGCUUAUUCGCAAUCGGUCUUAUGUCAUUGUAUUGGAUUAUGGAGACGGUUCCGCUUCCGAUCACAUCUCUACUUCCGGUUUUCCUUUUCCCACUACUUGGCAUCGCAAAAGCCGAGGAUAUCGCUAAAACGUAUACAAAUGACACUACAAUGAUUCUAUUUGUUUCUCUGAUUAUGGGAAUCGCGGUUGAAGAAACCCACCUACAUUAUCGUGUUGCGCUAAAACUUUUGACGAAGGUCGGUACUCGACCUCCGAUUCUCCUGAUGGGCUUCAUGUUGACUACUUCUUUUAUCUCUUUUUUCGUGUCCGAUUCGGCAACAACGGCCAUUAUGAUCCCGAUCGCGGUUGCUAUAUUAAAAGCUAUGGUCAAAAACGUAGAUGUUCAUGGAUACUACUCGUCGAUCCCAAGCCUGCAGCUAACUUACCUAAAAUGGUGUCAAUUUGCCAUUCCGCCAAUGUUUGUCUAUUUGCUGGCCGCCUAUUUGAUCCUGAUCUGCUAUUUUAUUGGGCCAAAGACGUUGCUUUGUUUCUUUAGAAGUCAAUCAGAAGAGGAGAAGAAAGCCAGUAAAGACAUUGAGAAUUCGGUUUUGGACUCCUAUAAUCGACUUGGGAAUAUCAAAUCCUCCGAAAUGUCGGUGAUUAUCUUAUUUUUGAUAUUGAUUUUGACUUGGGUGUUUCGAGCGCCAGGGUUCAUGCGCGGAUGGGCAGAUUUUCAUUCCGAUCCAGAAAUGUUUACCGACGCGUCGAGUGGCAUUGUGAUUGUAUUUUUGCUAUUUAUUUGCCCACGGAAUUUUCCAGUAUUUUGGAAAUCCUACAAAAAUGAUAAAGUGAGGACGGAGGAUAUUGAAGUGGACGAGAUUCGAGUUUCAUCGGUCGAUGCCGAUGGCGGAGAUUUCCAUCCUGAUCCGCCACCUCCAAAAGAACCCUCAACGAUUCUGACAUGGGAAAUUACGGUGUUAAGAGAAGUAAACUAUCUUCGAUGGUGGCUUGUAUGGUGCUUGGUUUUGAAGAUUAUAAUCCUAUGUUUUUACAGG
Messenger RNA from Mesorhabditis spiculigera, 1071 nucleotides. Lineage: Eukaryota; Metazoa; Nematoda; Chromadorea; Rhabditida; Rhabditidae. The record is from the annotation of a GenBank genome assembly.